Messenger RNA from Hippocampus comes (tiger tail seahorse), 2333 nucleotides. RefSeq names its product zinc transporter 2-like. The transcript has 8 exons. Gene Ontology annotation, molecular function: zinc ion transmembrane transporter activity. Gene Ontology annotation, cellular component: plasma membrane. The coding region runs from base 939 to 2009 and encodes 356 amino acids. The record is from RefSeq and is a predicted model, not a curated record. Gene Ontology annotation, biological process: response to zinc ion; zinc ion transmembrane transport. NCBI's taxonomy places the organism in Eukaryota, Metazoa, Chordata, Actinopteri, Syngnathiformes, Syngnathidae.
AGUGAAAGCGUUUCACAAUUGUCCGAAAUUCAACGUUACCCCAUCGUAAGAUGCUGUUUGUUCAUCGCCGAAAAUUGGCCUUUCGCUGUGAAAUUUCUGGCCCAACCUGAAAUGCGCGGUCACCUUUCCAGGUGAACUGAAUUCGAUCGUUCGGAAACUUGAGAACACACGUGGAUCCAUAAACCGUGCAAUCCAUUUAUCAAAGACGUUCCUUUCUGUGACUCUCCAGUCUCUCUGCGUUUUGCAGUUUGUCAUUGAGGUUCUUGUUGGAGGCAGCAGCAAAAGGGUGUGCAAAACGUACAGAAAUGCUGAAUAGCUGGACACGUGCAUUCAUUCAAGUUGAGAGAAAGCCAAAUGAAGCUCACUUGGAAAUAUUGUAGCGCAGUCUAGGUUCAAAUUUCAAAGCCUUUUGAGUCGCAUAUACGUAAAAUAUAAACACUAUGAUCAUCAUGUGCAAAGCCAAACAUUUGCUAUUUCCGUUUUUUUUUUUCGUGGCAACAUUACAUCAUUGUGAUGUUUUGAGGUAGAAGCCAACUCUAUAGUUUUUUUUUUUUUUAGCUGUAUCCACAUGAACAUGAGAUAAAGUUCAAAUGUGAUCGUUUUUUGUUUUGUUUUUUUGCGGGGGCACACUCAAAUUCAAAGACCCCGCCACCCCACUUUGAAUUUGAGUGUGCCAAGCGGUCCGACAUGAGAAAUGUAUUUAAAUCAUUUUAGUCGAUAACUUGAAUGUCUCUUUUUUUGACAUUCCCGUGAGUAUCAUAUUUACUUGCCCAAUGCUGUAAAAAGGUGUUUUUGUUCUUUUUUUUUUCUUUUUCUUUUUUUGACUGAAUAAACUCAGGUUUCACUGAAUGCAGUCUGCUUGUAGCAUUAUCUACCCCCCCACCCACCACUUCAGUCAGAUAGCGUGAGUGAGAACAGGUUGCCGUUUUCCCAGUUCGAUGGCCGUGGAGUCGGAGAAGCACCUGCUGCUGGAGCCUCUUUCCUGCUCGGACUCGGAGGGCAGCGAAGACGUCGAGUGGUCGUGCGGUGAUGGUGGCGAGUUGGACACGGGGGAGAGUGGCGAGAGGCGCCGGGCCGGAAAGAAACUCGUGUUCGCCUUGGUCGUCAGCCUGCUUUUUAUGGUUGCCGAGGUGUUCGGUGGGUACGCCGCACACAGUCUGGCCAUCAUGACAGACGCGGCACAUCUCCUGAGUGACGUCGGCAGCAUCUCCGUGAGCAUCUUCUCGCUGUGGAUCGCAGGACGCACACCCACUCACAGCCUGACUUUUGGAUGGCGCCGAGCUGAGAUUAUGGGCAUGCUUCUAUCUCUUUCGUCCAUCUGGGCCGUGACGGUUUUGUUGGUGUCGUCAGCUGUUCAGAGGAUGUCCGACGGCGACUACGACAUCAACAGCGACAUCAUGCUGCUGACUUCGGGCUGCGGCGUGGCUGUCAAUGUCCUGAUGGUGAUCAUCCUGUAUCAGUCGGGCGUCGCUCACACCCACAGCCACAGCCCCAACCGGGCUUUUCCGCAGAAGGACGCUGAGCGGUUGGGCCUCGGUCAUCGUCCGGGUAACGCCAGCGUGAAGGCCGCUUGCGUCCACGCAGUGGGAGACCUGAUCCAGAGUCUCGGCGUACUGCUGGCGGCCGGCAUCAUCCACUUCUGGCCUGAGUGUAAAGCGGCCGACCCCAUCUGUACGCUGCUCUUCUCCCUUGUGGUCAUGUGGACCACCUUUCCCACCGCCCGGGAUGUUUUCAGAGUUCUAAUGGAUGGCGCUCCUCCUGGCAUCAGCGUAGCUUCCGUUCAGGACGCCCUGCUGUCUGUGCGAGGCGUGGCGGCGCUCCAUCGCCUUCACGUGUGGAGCCUGGACUUGGCGCACGCUCUGCUUUGUGUGCACAUCACUGCAGAGGAAGGUGCAGAUGCGCACGUCAUCCUCAAGAGGGCGACAAAGCUCCUGCGCUCCGAUUUCGGCUUCGCCGCCGUCACCAUCCAAGUGGAACCUUCCAGAACCUCGCAGGUGGACCUUUUUUAAAUGUAUGCUACCUGUUAUUUGCUACUUAAGACCGUGCGGAAUGGACUUCGCACACUCCAUUGCUAAUAUUUUGCUAAUUGCAGCACAAUAUAGCAGCCAAGAAGCAGUUGAAUGUGUGUCAUCAUGUGACAACAGCAAAUCUUGUCAGGCUUCAUUUUAGCAAGCAUUGAAAAGAUUACGUUCAUUUUUUUUUUUAAUCUGACGUUUUGUCUGUUUUCCAUUUGAAAAUGUUUUCAGCCAAAGUCCCCCAUUAUUUUCAGAUUAAGGUUAAAGAAAUUGGCCAAAUAAAAACAAAAGUGAAACAUUUCUACCUUUGUUGGUGAA